Molecule: messenger RNA, 4164 nt
Organism: Lindgomyces ingoldianus
Lineage: Eukaryota; Fungi; Ascomycota; Dothideomycetes; Pleosporales; Lindgomycetaceae
Exons: 4
Coding region: 144-4013 (1289 amino acids)
Biological process (GO): RNA 3'-end processing
Molecular function (GO): nucleotidyltransferase activity
Source: RefSeq, a predicted model, not a curated record
UGGACUUCGUGGGCUCUUGCACCCGCACGCAGUCUCACGGCACCCUCGUCCUCGACGUGCUCAGCGGUCACCCCUCUCCACCACACCUCCGCACCGCGCUAUCCUUCCACCACCACUACCACCACCACCCCCGGCCCAGGUUUAUGGGCGAUUCCCGUCCCCGCGACUCAAACUCCCCAUAUCUCUAUAUCCAGCAUCCUUCCCACAUUCAUUCGGGACAGCGCCGGCCUGCUGAGUGCCCGCCCACCGUUGGGCCAUUUGCCGCCUCUCUGUCGCUUCAGCGCAGGUCACACGCAGCAACACAACAGCACCUCGACCAACAGCCCACUCUGCUGCUGCUGCAGCACCCCACGCUACAGCUGGUCCGCCUCGACGCCUUUCACCCCGACGCCGCCCUCGCCGCCUCGUUCCCAGCCGUCAUCGUGUCUCCGCAUUCACAGAGCCCGACUGCGGAGCGGGACCGACCUCGUCCCGCCGUGAAGAACCACCCCGCCAAUCUGACCAGGGCGCGCCAACAGCUCGAUGGGAAUAACGGCUCUCUGCACGGCGUUCAGCGUGGCGCACCGUCGAUGACCUCGAGCACCGCUGCUACUGCAACAAUGGGGCCUAGGCGCGAGGAGCCUGCAUCCUUCCCUCGAAGCCAACGACCGUCCAUAGUGUCGCAUCAUUCGAAUUCGGUCCCAUCCACCCCGCUUCAAUUCCCUCGCCAAUUCGAGACCCGGUCGAGAUCUCCGUCUCCCAAUGGCGGGCUAGGCAGUCACUCUCCGCGGUCCGUCUCGUCCGAGGCGAACGGCACUAUGGCCUCUCUGAGGAAGGGACCGCGGCAUCUAGGCAAGUGCCAAUACGAGACAAACGUUGCAUUUGGAAGGAGGCGCAUCCCUUACACAUCAUCGGAUAUUUUGGAGAAGGCAAAGGAAGAACCGAAGAAGGAGUUGGAUCCUCACGAGGACGAGAAGCUGAGUGGCGACAUGCGCGAACUCUACGACCGGUUAUUGCCGAGCGAGGAAAGCUCCAAUCGAAGACUUGUCUUUGUGAAGAAGUUGGAAAAUAUUCUCCUGAGCGAGUGGCCUGGGAAUGAGUUCAAGGUCCAUGUCUUUGGGUCGUCGGGAAAUUUGCUAUACACAAGCGAGAGUGAUGUUGACAUAUGUAUCCAAACACCCAUGACAAAGUUGGAAGAGAUGCAUUCGCUCGCUGAGGCGCUUGCAAAACACGGCAUGGAAAAAGUUGUCUGCGUGCCUCAGGCAAAAGUCCGAAUCGUCAAGAUUUGGGAUCCUGAGCUCGAGUUGGCAUGCGACAUGAACGUCAACAAUUUGCUCGCGCUAGAGAAUACGCGCAUGAUCAAGACCUAUGUCCAGAUUGAUGAUCGCGUUCGGGAAUUGGCUAUGAUCAUUAAAUACUGGACGAAGCAGCGUAUUCUCAACGAUGCUGCCCUUGGGGGGACCAUAAGCUCGUAUACCUGGAUAUGUAUGAUCUUGAAUUUUCUCCAGACACGCGAUCCUCCGAUCAUCCCCGCUCUCCACAAGCUACCAUAUCGCAAAAAUGACGAACGCACAAGCACGCCCUGCGACUCUGAUUUUGCCGAUGACCUCGACAAACUUCGCGGAUUCGGUGAAGACAACAAAGAAUCACUAGGUCAACUACUCUUCCAUUUUUUUCGGCGCUAUGGGCACGAGGUAGACUAUGAGAAGGACGUCAUUUCGGUGCGCGAGGGCAAGCUGAUCACAAGGGUCCAAAAGCGCUGGGACCUAGCAAGCCUUACCAAGGAGGCACGUAAUAGGUUAUGCGUCGAGGAGCCUUUCAACACGGAUCGGAACCUGGGUAACUCUGCCGACGAGUUUGCCUGGCGUGGAAUCCACCUCGAGAUCCGACGAGCAUUUGACCUGCUUGCUGACGGUGGGCAGCUCGAGAAGGCAUGCGAGCAGUACGAAUUCCCACCUGAGGAGAAGGUGGUGUUCAAGAAGCCUACGCCCGCCCCCAAGCCCACUCUGACUGCAAGCGCGCCGAGUGGGCGGGGUGGCCGUGGAGGGUCUGGUCAUCGUGGCGGAAGAGGCGGCUUCAACCAGAAGGGAAAUCAUGGUUACGGGAGAAGGGCAUCUAGCGGAGCGGCUUUUGGGGCGAAUCGACCGCCCUUUUUGAACAGUCCACCCAUAUCUGCAGCACCUGGCCAGGAAUACUUCCCCAGGGGGCUCAACGAGCAUCUGCAUGACCAGCUGUUCCAUCAAUAUCAGUUGCUAGAGAUACAGUCGAACUCUUUGCGAGCGCAACUUGCUGCCCAACAACGCGCCCAACAAGCACACCAGGUCCAGGCUGCCCAGAUCCAUGCCCACGCCGUUGCCCAAGCACAAGCCCAGGCGCAAAGCCGUGGCCAGAGUACGAAUGGUUCCCCGCAGAAAUCGCCAUAUAUAAAUGGGCGAUCGAGUCCUCGGCCGCAAGAAUUGGGCGUCCCUGCUAGUGCUCUUCCGCACACGUUCCUGUACCACUACCCGGGUUUCUUCGAACAACCGCAAGGAAGUGCAGCUGUGUCGCAGGAUGGUUCGAGGACAAAUCCUUCUUCGCCUUCGCUCACCAACAGCAUCCCAGGACUACGCCGAACCAUCCAUCGCUCUUCCAACGCCAGUGACACUGGAUCUAUUCGUUCACAGUCGCAGCCUGCCCGCGCUGUUCCGCAACAAACCCUGCCGCCAAGUUACAAUGCCAUACCACAAUACUUCGACCCUUCUGCAUUCGCGGCCGGGUAUCCCAUAGCCCGCUCUACGCAGGAGGUAGCAACCCCACAGCUAGCACCUGAAGCGCCUUAUAGCCCACUAUCUAAUUUUCCCGAGCCCGCCAUCCCUUCUGACCACGGUACACCGAAGGAGUAUGUUGGCUACUACGUAGCAGAGCAACCACAGCCACGUCCAGCCCUUCAAGAUUACAGUGUUCCUCAAAUCCCUUCGUAUAACGAGAUUACGCAACGUCGUAGGCGCGUUUCUCCUGAAAUAACACAACCCCUUCUAAACACUGCUUUGAGACGGGUUUCGCGAUCGCCUUCGCCAUUAGGAGGUCACGUCCGCAGCUACUCAACUGGUGUUACUCCUCCUAAUGGUGCGAAGGCACAACAGCGCAAGGACCAUAGAGACUCUACGCAGCCACCGGAUGACGGGAGCCCGGUGAUUGUAAAUGGGUCUUUCCCCGCGCAACCACGUGAGUCAAGGAACCGAAGCGAAACUGUUGAUGCUCUUCCUUCUACUUUGGAUGUAGCUAAUCCGAGCGCGCUUGGUAUCUAUGUCAAUACUGCAGAUCAGUACCGCAUGACUCCAAAAGAGCAACGCCAGCAGUUCAUCCUCGACGAGAUUCAGCGUCAGAAAGGAUUAGAGAUGCUCAGGGCUAACAUAGCGAACGGUUCAGGAAGCAACACAUCUCCAACGGAUACAAAUGGCCUGUCGCGAGUCCCUAGUGUAAGUAAGCAGCCGUUCCCGACGUUGCCAGAGUCUUGGAUGAACUACGACUCCACGGACGGCGAGAAAAACAAUCGCUCGACCGAUAUUUCUCCAACAAGGACACAGCCCCCGCAGUGGCGGACUCAAUAUGGGAAUGGUCUUAGCCCAUUGGAUACACUAAACGUCUCGCGUGCACCCCCUCAAGAAGUGAAGUCGGCAACUCUACCCUUGCUUUCGCCGGUGUUCGAAACGCGAACGCCAUCUCCAACUGCCAGUCGCCAGUCGGACGCCAAGCUUGUCAAUGGUAACAAGUCGCAAUCGAAAGAGCAGCAUCAACAGCAACGACGAGCGUCGCAUACCCCUGGACAAGCAUCGUCGAAGGAGAACAGCCGUGGCAACCCGCAAAAAGGAAACGUGCAACUGAGCGACAAGGGGAACAAGUCAAAUGGAGGAAAUACCAAUUCCAAUGGAUCGUGGCAGCAGCAAGCAACUCAAAAGAGAAGAAAGAAACAGAACAAGCCUAAGCAAGGGAAUGAAGCCAAGAAUGUGGGCGAACCACUCCCCGCAAGCGCAGCCGAUCGGAAAGGCGGUUAGAUAUUGACACCUCACCGUCCGCCAAGCCAAUCUUCUUGGGGUUCUUGGCCCAACUGUUUUCACUCGUUGCUGCUCUUGGUCUAGGUUUUGGAUAUGCCGUUCACGGCGAGGUAUUGAGUUUGCCCAAUCCGCUCCCUUGGAUCUUCUGGUA